Molecule: messenger RNA, 1455 nt
Organism: Annulohypoxylon maeteangense
Lineage: Eukaryota; Fungi; Ascomycota; Sordariomycetes; Xylariales; Hypoxylaceae
Product: UBC-like protein
Exons: 2
Coding region: 282-1205 (307 amino acids)
Source: RefSeq, a predicted model, not a curated record
GAUUGUUCUUUUGUUAUCGUGUCGCAUCAAUUCUAGAAUACUAAACCACAUCAAGACAGCCUGGCCUUGUCUCCUAGAACACAGAACACAAGGAAUUUCAUAAUUUUAACGCCGUUGUCUUACCUGGCCGAACUAUGAACCGAUACUAGAAUCCUUCGUACCCUUACUAUCCUUUUAUUAUAUUCUAUUCUAUUCACCUCACCAUGACCUACCGUCAUCAAUCACCACCCCGCCAAUAGAACGCCACACUCGACAUCGUGAAUUACCAACCAUUAGCCAACAUGGCCACCCCAAAAUUCAACACCAAGUCUCCCACCAUCAGGCGCAUAUUAAAAGAAGCCGCCGAACUCUCUACCUCUCCAUCGCCUGACUACACAGCAUCCCCCCUCGAAUCCGACCUCUUCGAAUGGCAUUUCACUCUCCGUGGCCCCCCUAACUCCUCGUUCGCCGACGGUUUAUAUCAUGGCCGUAUCGUUCUCCCUCCUACCUACCCCCUGCGCCCACCCUCCUUCCGCUUUACAACCCCAAGCGGACGUUUCGAAGCGAACCGCGAGAUCUGCCUAAGCAUCAGUGGGCACCAUGAAGAAACCUGGCAACCCGCAUGGGGGGUACGCACCGCGCUAGUCGCGCUACGCUCCUUCAUGGAGACCGACGCGCGCGGCCAGCUCGGCGGCCUCGACACCAGCGACGCUGUGCGGCGCAAGCUAGCUUCCGAGAGUGGAGCCUGGCGCUGCACGACUUGUGCUAAAACGAAUAACGAGAUCAUCACCGAGUGCGAGCAGCGAUGUAAAGAACUCGAUACCGAAAACGCCGAGGCGGGUAAGAGAAAGGAGGUCGAGAUUCCCGCCGAGCUGAAGAUGGGAUUCCGGGACGAGAUGGAGAAGGCGAAGGCUGCGAACGAGGGAGACGCUAAAGGGGAUGCAGAGAGCGCCGAGUUGGCGGAGGGAUUCGUGCAGACGGUACCUGAUCAAGAAGUAUUGAGACCUACGCCUACGACAGCGGCACCACCUGUCGCUCAGCCCACGCAAGGAGUUCCGCCGCCUACCGGUCGAAUACCAUUGCCGGCUCUGGUAGACCAGGGCACAUCGACGCCGAUCACGACACAGAUGAGCCCACACGCGGGAGUGCCGCCUUGGAUCGAUUACGCUAUCGUGUCGCUGGUGAUCAUGUUAAUCGCCAUGCUUCUCAAAGUUUUAAUGAGUUGAAUUCAACAAUUCAGAACAGGCACCGGGAUUUGGCGUUACUACUGGCUGGCAGGAUACAGGCGUAGCUGAUGUUGUUAUUAUUCGCGUUUCAUGACAAUUGAUACCAAGAACUGAAUUAGAUUCUAAAUCACCAACAGACUAACAUGUCAAUAGUGAAGAUUCUUGUGACUAGUAUCUCAUUACCGGACCAGUAGGUGUCGUUGUGUACAACAUGAAUUCCACGUAUCUGCUGAGAGAUGAUGAAUCAAGC